Scleropages formosus (Asian bonytongue) is the source of this 3547-nucleotide messenger RNA. Its product is annotated as synaptopodin-2-like. NCBI's taxonomy places the organism in Eukaryota, Metazoa, Chordata, Actinopteri, Osteoglossiformes, Osteoglossidae. The transcript has 5 exons. Gene Ontology annotation, cellular component: actin cytoskeleton; Z disc; nucleus. Gene Ontology annotation, biological process: positive regulation of actin filament bundle assembly. Gene Ontology annotation, molecular function: actin binding. The record is from RefSeq and is a predicted model, not a curated record. The coding region runs from base 95 to 3325 and encodes 1076 amino acids.
UCAGGGCGGCACAGCGAGUCGCGCGGCCGUCCAUCCGCGCGCUCCAGCGAGGCGACGGUGGGGGCGCAGCUCCGAGCAGCGGCAGCCUCCCGAGAUGUGCGCCAGCGCGCGAGCCGGCGACUCCGUCCGCGUGACGAUGCGUGGAGGAGCACCGUGGGGGUUCCAGCUGCAAGAUGGGAAGGAGCAUCACGGACCACUCGUUGUGUCUCAGGUGGACAGCGGCGGCAGGGCCGCCCAGGCCGGCCUCCUGGAGGGGGACGAGGUGGCGUCAUUGAAUGGGGAGCCCGCCUCCGACCUCGCCCCCCAGGACAUCGCCGCCCGCCUCGAAGGUCCCGCCGACAGCCUGGAGCUGCUGGUCAGGAGGUUGCGCACCCAGGAUGAGCCACGCUACUGGGGGAAAGAGAAAGAGAGCUGGGCCCCGGGGGUCGAGCUCUCCCGGGAGAUCCGAAGUCUCAAGCGCUUCGGCAAGGGCGCGCCGUCUCCUGCCGGCCCGGUGCAGCUCGGCACCUCGGACUGCCGGAGGGAGUUCGGCCCCGACCUGGAUACGAGGGGCUCUGGGCCGGGCGUCCUCCGCAGCGCCACCUCCUCCACCCGCUCCCUGUACAUCUACAGCACCAGGCAGGAACGUGUGGGCCAGGGGGGCCGCCUUGCGGGCUCCUCCUGCUCCCUGGGCCAGGUGGAGGUGACCCUGCAGCGCCCCUGGGGGGGUGGAGAGUUGUCUAUCAGCAGGACAGAGGCCAGGGGGAGGGUCAGCCCUCCAAAGGAAGGAGGGAACGCGGAGGCACCUCCUGCUUCGGUCUCCUUUGGAAUCUCGGCAGAAGGUGACGCGUCGGCAGAGCAGUGGGACUCGGAGUCGGAGAGGGACCUCGGCCCCAGGAAGCACCGGGCAAGGCACGCCAGGUUCAGGCGCAGUGAGAGCCAGUCAGAGAAGCAGUUGAAGGAAGCGAAAUCUAAAUGUAGGCGCAUUGCUCUGCUACUCACUGCCGCACCCAACCCCAACAACAAGGGGGUGUUGAUGUUCGAGAAGCACCGCCAGAGAGCCAGGCAGUACACACUGGUAAGCUACGGGACCGGGGAAGAAGAACCUUGGUCUGACGAAGAGGAGGAAGAAGAGCAAAACGACCGCACAGUCAGAAUUACCUUUGUGGCAACUGACAAACCACAGCUUAACAGCGACUCUGUUGCUGAUGCCCAGGGCUCCUGCAGCGCUGAGAUUUCUGACUUGGCCAGCCAACAGCUCGUGGUAGAAAAGAAGCCCGACAGUCUGGAAGAGAUGGAACACCUACCUGCGACGAAGGGCAAAGGGGCCCUGAUGUUUGCCCGGCGCAGGCAGAGAGUUGAUGAGAUUGCAGCUGCACAUGAGGAGAUGAGGAGCAAAGGGAUUCCGGUGGAGGGGCCAGCAGGGGCAGGAAGCCCAGAGCCCGUGCCAUCCUACCAAGUGGAAGAGCAUCCAAACAAGCUCUAUGGUGAUAGUCAAUCUGGUGAGCUCAGCUGGGGAAUCAAACACCAGCAGUACCAGGAGCAGCAGACUCCAAUUCAGCAGUACUCUCCCACGGUGAAUGGCGUGGCUCACCAGCAGCCCAGUGAGAUGCAGCGGUCCCUUGUAGCCAACAGGAUGGCACAGCCCUUCUCAGGAGUUCCAAACAGGGUGCCGGCCCCGUUUUCACCUUCGAGGAGUAUCACUGCCCUGGAAUCCGAUCAACCGGGCUAUUCAGAUAACACAUUUCGAGUUGUCCCGCCUCCAGUUCCUGUGAUCACACGUCCACAAGUCCUGUCACCCACUGACCAGGAACAAAUGGUCUCACGAGAUGAGCGCAUCGCCGUACCAGCCAUCAAGACUGUCAUGUUACAGGACACGAAAAAAAGGAGUACAGCAAAAAUGGCAUUCGCUUCAAAUGAGCUCCUCAAAGCAUCCCAAACAUCACAGCUUCUGAAUGCUCCAAAGAGCGACAAGAAAGCUGGUUUUGAAUCGGGAGCAGAAGAAGACUAUCUUAGUCUUGGAGCUGAGGCGUGCAAUUUCUUGCAAACACCAACAGUGAAGCACAAGACUCCUCCGCCAGUUGCGCCAAAGCCAAGCAUCAACCUUGCUUCUCCACCCUGGUUGACCGAAAAUACUACCCAGGCACAAAGUGAAAUUCCUUCACCAGCUGCCGCUCCACCUGUUGCCAGUCCUAUGCAGCCUCGUCCACCCCAGCAACAUGCCACGCUGAGCACAUGGGCUCCACCUGAACUUCACCCACCACGACAGCAAUCUGUGAGUGCUUGGGCUCCUGCCCAAACAAAAGCAGAGCCACAGCUGCCCAGCCGUGCCUGGGGAUCAUCUCUGCAAGAAGCACAGGCUCAAGCUCCUGUGGGUCCUUGGGCCCAGCCACAUGCCCCAGCGAGUAUGCUGACUCCCCGUCAGCCUGCAAAAUCAUGGAACCCGCCUUACAUCUCAGCUAAUUCCAUGGCUUCUCACCUCUCUCAGACAGCAGCAUCAAAGGCACACCUGAUGGGCAGCGUUUCCUCUGCACGAGCCGUGAGCCCGGCCUCCGACAUGCCCACCAUGCGGGGCAGAGGUGCAGAACUCUUUGCCAGGAGGCAGUCUCGCAUGGAGAAGUUUGUGGUGGACUCGGAGACUGUGCAGGCUAACAAAGCCAGGUCCCAGUCACCCACCCCGUCACUGCCAAGCACUUGGAAGUAUUCUCCCAAUGUCCGAGCUCCUCCUCCUUCAUCAUACAACCCGCUUCUGACCCCCUCUUACCCCCCUGGAGCAAUAAAGCAGCACCCAGCUUCUAGCGUUCAAACUAAGGCUAAUAGCAAGCCGAAAGCGAAGCAAGCCACUAAACAUCUUAACUCCCUGGAUGUUAUGAAGCAUCAGCCCUACCAGCUGAAUGUGUCCCUAUUCACCUAUAAUCCGACUGUGGAAGCGAAGGCUACUACUGCUCCUUCUCCUACCUCUGCCCCUGCUCCUGCCAGUCAACUAAUGAAGCCUGUUGGGCCGGGGGUCAACAGGAGUCACUCUCUGAGCCUACCCCGACGCCUGCCAUCCAUGUCCUCGACACUGGGGUUCGAAUCCCCGCUGACCACCCCCGUCUUCCAACCGUCUUACGACCCGAUGCAACGACAGAGCUCCUGGAUGGAGAAGAGCGGGAAGCCCUCCAGUCCUUGGGGGUUCCAGCCGGAAUCUGCAGGCACUCAGCAUGGCCCCCCCUUCAGAAAGUACCAGUCCCAGAGGUCCGUGCCGGAGAACAGCCCCAGGUACGGUGGGGCUGGCGCCGACGUGCAGGCGCCCAUCAGCCAGCCAAACUACACAUCUGUAUGCAACGCAUCCUGGAGACGGUAAUUGAGCUCCAACGGACGUCACCCAGCUUGUACUUACAGGAACAUGCAUUCUAAUCCAGAACCCUCAAAUAGAGUCAGAUGGGAGAUCCAAAUAAAUAUGGAUGUUUUGCAUUGCUGGCAUUCCUAUUUCUCACCUAUAGGAAAUCUUAGCAUCUCAGAUUCCUUUCCAAGGAAAUAAAGAUGUCAGUAAUGGGGGUUCUGAGAAGGAUAACAGAGGCAGAUU